AUGAUGUGCGAAGUGAUGCCAACGAUCAACGAGGACACCCCCAUGAGUCAAAGGGGGUCCCAGAGUAGUGGGUCAGACUCAGAUUCCCACUUCGAGCAACUUAUGGUGAACAUGCUGGAUGAAAGGGAUCGUCUCCUUGAUACGCUUCGGGAGACACAGGAAAGUUUGUCUCUUGCACAGCAACGCCUCCAGGAUGUCAUCUAUGAUAGAGAUUCUCUUCAGCGACAACUCAACUCUGCACUACCACAGAGGACACAAUCAUUGACUGGGGGCCUGAAAGGCACCAGGACUCUGGGAACCUCCCCUCCUGAAUUUGCUGCUCUUACAAAAGAACUAAAUGCAUGCAGGGAACAACUACUAGAAAAGGAAGAAGAAAUUUCAGAACUGAAAGCUGAAAGGAAUAACACCAGACUGUUACUGGAACAUUUGGAGUGCCUUGUUUCGAGACAUGAAAGGUCAUUGAGAAUGACAGUGGUGAAACGCCAAGCACAGUCUCCCUCAGGAGUUUCCAGCGAAGUUGAGGUUCUGAAAGCAUUGAAAUCUUUGUUUGAACACCACAAAGCUUUGGAUGAAAAGGUAAGGGAACGACUGAGGGUUUCUCUAGAAAGAGUCUCUGCACUUGAGGAUGAACUAGCUGCUGCUAAUCAGGAGAUCAUAGCUUUGCGUGAGCAAAAUGCACACAUUCAAAGGAAAAUGGCAUCAGGAGAGAGUCCUCCUGACUCAGAACAUAUCAAAGGAAUGGAGUCAGGACAAAAGAUUCAUGAAAAGCGUCUGUCAAAUGGCUCUAUAGAUUCAAAUGAUGACACCAGUCAAUUGGUGGAACUACAGGAGCUUCUGGAAAAGCAGAAUUAUGAAAUGGGGCAGAUGAAGGAACGCUUGGCAGCAUUAUCUUCCAGAGUUGGGGAAGUAGAGCAAGAUGCAGAGACAGCUAGGAAGGAACUCAUUAAAACUGAAGAAAUGAACAGCAAAUAUCAGAGGGACAUUAGAGAGGCUAUGGCACAGAAAGAAGACAUGGAAGAAAGAAUUGCCACUCUUGAGAAGCGUUACCUAAGCGCACAGAGGGAAUCUACUUCCAUCCAUGACAUGAAUGACAAGCUAGAAAACGAACUUGCAAACAAGGAGGCACUCCUGCGUCAGAUGGAAGAAAAAAACAGACAGCUUCAAGAACGUCUUGAAUUAGCUGAGCAGAAACUACAGCAAACAAUGCGGAAAGCAGAGACAUUGCCUGAAGUGGAAGCUGAAUUGGCUCAAAGAAUUGCAGCACUGACAAAGGCUGAAGAAAGACACGGCAACAUUGAGGAACGCAUGAGACACUUGGAAACUCAGCUGGAAGAAAAAAAUCAGGAGCUUCAAAGAGCCAGACAAAGAGAGAAAAUGAAUGAAGAACACAAUAAACGGUUAUCAGAUACUGUGGACAGGCUUUUGACAGAAUCUAAUGAACGCCUGCAGCUACACUUAAAAGAGAGAAUGGCAGCCCUGGAAGAAAAGAAUGUUUUAAUACAAGAAUCUGAAAGUUUUAGAAAAAACUUGGAAGAAUCUUUACAUGACAAGGAAAGAUUGGCAGAAGAAAUAGACAAGCUAAGAGCAGAACUUGAUCAACUGAAAAUAAGAGCAGGUUCUUUGAUUGAUCCCACAUUGUCAAGGCCACAUCUUGAUUCAUCAGCAGAACUUAGGUACUCAGUGGGCUCAAUCAUUGAUAGUCAACCAGAUUAUAGAUCUACAAAAGUGAUAAGAAGACCUAGAAGAGGUCGUAUGGGAAUCCGGAGAGAUGAACCAAAGGUGAAAUCCCUUGGAGAUCAUGAGUGGAACAGAAGUCAGCCAAUUGCAGUUCUGAGCAGCCAUCCAUUUGAGAGUGACACUGAAAUGUCUGAUAUUGAUGAUGAUGAUAGAGAUACCAUUUUUAGUUCAAUGGAUCUUCUGUCUCCAAGUGGGCAUUCUGAUGCUCAGACCCUUGCUAUGAUGCUUCAGGAGCAACUAGAUGCAAUCAACAAAGAAAUCAGGUUAAUCCAAGAGGAAAAAGAGUCAACAGAAUUACGUGCCGAAGAAAUAGAAAAUAGAGUAGCCAGUGUGAGUCUAGAAGGCUUAAAUCUGGCCAGGGUGCAUCCUGGUACAUCUAUUACCGGCUCAAUUACAGCUUCCUCCCUUGCAAGCUCUUCACCUCCCAGCGGACACUCAACCCCUAAACUCACUCCCCGCAGCCCAGCCAGGGAAAUGGACAGGAUGGGUGUUAUGACACUGCCAAGUGAUCUCAGGAAGCAUCGGAGAAAGAUUGCAGUAGUUGAAGAAGAUGGACAUGAAGACAAAGCCACAAUAAAAUGUGAAACCUCCCCCCCUCCCACACCUAGAGCCAUUAGAAUGACCCAUACUCUACCUUCUUCAUACCACAAUGAUGCCAGAAGUAGUUUGCCUGCUUCCUUGGAGCCAGAAAGCAUUGGUUUUGGCAGUGUCAGUAGCAGCCAGGAUUCUCUGCACAAAGCUCCCAAGAAGAAAGGAAUCAAGUCUUCAAUAGGACGUUUGUUCGGUAAAAAAGAGAAGGCUCGACUUGGACAGCUCAGAGGCUACAUAGAAACAGAAGCUGCAGUGCAGGAUUCUCUGGGACUGAGUAAACUUGGAACACAGGCAGAGAAAGACCGAAGACUAAAGAAAAAGCAUGAACUUCUGGAAGAAGCUCGGAGGAAGGGGUUACCUUUUGCACAGUGGGAUGGACCUACAGUGGUUGCAUGGCUAGAGUUAUGGCUGGGGAUGCCUGCAUGGUACGUUGCUGCUUGUCGUGCAAAUGUGAAAAGCGGUGCCAUUAUGUCUGCCUUGUCUGAUACGGAGAUUCAGAGAGAAAUUGGAAUUAGCAACCCUCUCCAUCGUCUAAAGCUUCGUCUGGCAAUCCAGGAAAUGGUCUCUCUCACAAGUCCAUCAGCCCCUCCAACAUCUAGAACACCCUCAGGCAAUGUUUGGGUUACCCAUGAAGAAAUGGAAAAUCUUGCAGCUCCAGCCAAAACGAAAGAGAAUGAAGAAGGAAGUUGGGCUCAGACUCUAGCAUAUGGUGACAUGAACCAUGAAUGGAUUGGUAAUGAAUGGCUUCCAAGUCUGGGAUUACCACAGUAUCGAAGUUACUUCAUGGAGUGCCUGGUAGAUGCAAGGAUGUUAGAUCACCUCACAAAAAAAGAUCUCCGUGUACACUUAAAAAUGGUGGAUAGCUUUCAUCGUACCAGUUUACAGUAUGGAAUUAUGUGUUUAAAGAAACUGAAUUAUGACAGGAAAGAACUAGAAAGGAGAAGAGAAGCAAGUCAACACGAAAUAAAAGAUGUGCUGGUGUGGAGUAAUGACAGAGUCAUACGUUGGAUACAAGCAAUUGGAUUACGAGAAUAUGCAAACAAUGUUUUAGAAAGUGGUGUGCAUGGAUCACUCAUAGCCCUGGAUGAUAACUUUGAUUAUGGAAGUUUAGCUUUAUUGUUGCAGAUUCCAACACAGAAUACACAGGCACGGCAAAUCCUGGAGAGAGAAUACAACAAUCUAUUGGCACUAGGAACAGACAGGCGACUUGAUGAAGCUGAUGAUAAGAAUUUCAGGCGUGGCUCUUCCUGGCGAAGACAGUUUCCUCCACGUGAAGUCCACGGAAUCAGCAUGAUGCCUGGCUCUUCAGAAACUCUGCCAGCUGGGUUCAGGUUAACUACAACUUCAGGGCAGUCACGAAAAAUGGCAACUGAUGUUGCUUCAGCACGGUUGCAGAGGUUAGACAGUUCUACGGUUCGCACAUAUUCAUGCUGACAAGGCUAGCUAAGAAACAAGAGCAGCAUUUGAGCUGAUGUGAGUAUUCAGAGAUAAAAAUGGAAAGACUGUUUUACUUAUGAGAAAAAGAAUAUUCAAGAAAAUAACCAUAGUGGGCUAGGCUUCUCAUGAGGACCUCACAAAGUGGCAGCUUUUAGACCUUGUUCUCACUGAAGUGGUAAACUGGUGUCUGGGAUGUACCACUGCAGAUGGGGGCUUAUAUGAUUUAAUAUUUUUCCAUACCAAAAAAAAUCCCUGAUCAGGCAGAUUGGAGGAGAGAUCAAGGCAUUAGAAGCUAUGUGAGGAAGCAAGCCUUCCUGGGAAGCUGUGGAGCAGCAGAACCAAGGCACAACUCCC
This is a messenger RNA of Eublepharis macularius, 4119 nucleotides long. It is a transcript of the gene PPFIA2, whose product is annotated as PTPRF interacting protein alpha 2. The record is from RefSeq and is a predicted model, not a curated record. Gene Ontology annotation, molecular function: protein binding. Lineage: Eukaryota; Metazoa; Chordata; Lepidosauria; Squamata; Eublepharidae. Gene Ontology annotation, cellular component: presynaptic active zone. Gene Ontology annotation, biological process: synapse organization. The transcript has 31 exons. Bases 1 to 3762 code for a protein of 1253 amino acids.